AUGUUAGUUGAAUGUUUUGAUCAUAGUCUGUAUACUUCACGAAAACGGUCAAUCAUAAUCUCAGCAUUAACUGUUAUUAUUUGCCCAUUAACAACGAUACCUGGAAUUUUUACCUUAAAAAGCCUUCCAGUAGACAAACUUGAUUCUCAAACUAAUAAACUUCUAAUAGCUUUCAAUUGUGUUAAUUAUACACCGCUUGGCUAUACCAUCUACAAAGUCAUUGCAAGUGUACAUACAUAUGUUACACUUGUCUCUUAUAUAAUACUUUGUGUUGGUGUUUUUGCUCAUCUGGUAAGACAUCGCAAACGCAUCGCUCCGAACUACACAACUCAACAGAAUAUUCGUCUCAUUCUACGCAACCAUCGUGACUUUUUUAUACCACUUAUUGUGGUGAUAUUUUGUUCAAUUCCAAUGAUAGUUAUAACUGAAACACUUACCUGUUCUAAAGCGUCAAAACUUGUGUCAUUACCCUAUCUGAUUUUAAUAUUUGGAUUUAUAUUUGGUAUUUUACCAACUUCAUUUUCAUUUUUCUUCUAUAUUUAUCCGGCUAAUAUUUACAUGGUAGCCUUUUGGAAUAAUUCACCUGUGGGAAUAUGUCUAAGCAGACUGAAGCAGAAAAUGAUUUCAAAUCAGUCAAACAUUUAGACAGCUUAUUAAUGCGAGCUGGACUAUCAUAAGAAACUCAAUGAGAAGCAAUUAGUCGUGGAUAUGAAGUUGAAGAGGACAGUAUUUAAUAAAUCUUUUUUUUAAUAAAAUUAUACCUGAGUCGGGUGUGGGUGUGCGAAAGUGAGUAGAUUGGACAAUGAUAUACUAAUUACCGAUACCUAUUCAUACCUUUUUUGUCGCCGUUCUCUACUUAUUUAUUAUACACUUUUUUCAACCUGUAUCACUACUGAAGUAUAUAGAAACGAAUACAUUUUCACGUUCAGUGAAUGGCAUUCGAAACGAACAAAGUUAGAAGACUAUUAAAAGAUUACUAAAAAUCAGCCAUUAAGAAUCGAUUUUGAACGAAAAAGAAAAUCCAUAUUGAAUGGAAUCGAUUAAAAUUUGACAUAAGUAACUAAGAAUAAAAUUAUUCCUUUUUCUUCCCAGAUCAUCAAUGUUUCUUUUUCCGAAAUCACGUUCUUAGUAUCUAGCCUUGAAGACAUUUCGAUAAUUAGCUAGAAAAACAAAAGAGAUGACUUGAUCGAUUAUUUCAUUCGAAGGAAAACAAGUAAACGAUUGUAGGAGAGAAUGGCUCAGAGAAGAUUAUUAUUAAAAUUUUCUCAAAUAUAUCAACAAGUUACAGAAGGGUGCGGGUGUGGUUGUGGGUGUGGUUGGGUGUGUGGGCGUGGAUGUGAGUAUUUGUGUGAGGAAAAGAAUAAUUCCGACAUCCACACCCACACCCACAGCCACCCACACCCCACACCCCACACCCACACCCCACCCUGCAACAAAUUAUGCAUUUAAAAUACAAAUAGCUUGUGACUUUAAUCAUCGAAUAGUGCAUGUUUCCGAAUGUUAUCAUUUAAGUG
Molecule: messenger RNA, 1514 nt
Organism: Rotaria sp. Silwood2
Lineage: Eukaryota; Metazoa; Rotifera; Eurotatoria; Philodinida; Philodinidae
Source: the annotation of a GenBank genome assembly